AUGCGUUUCCCUUUGGCUGCUCUUGCAGUAGGCCUGCAGCUCCCUGCGGCGCUUUCCCACAGUGAUGGUGACCAGAAGCCGGUCGGAAUCGGCCUGGGCCAGCGAGGCUCAGGGAACUCGGGGGCUGAUGGGACGAAGCCAAACGUCGUGUUUGUGUUGACUGACGACCAGGACUUGCACCUGCAGUCGCUGGACUACCUGCCCUUGAUCAAGAAAUAUUUGACCGACAAUGGCACCCUAUACGAGCGUCAUUACUGCACCACGGCCGUCUGUUGCCCGUCCCGAGUAUCUCUUUGGACUGGCAAGCUGGCACACAACACCAAUGUCACAGACGUGAACCCGCCUUACGGCGGAUACCCCAAGUUCAUCAGCCAGGGAUUGAACGAGGCAUACCUCCCACUCUGGCUGCAGCGGGCCGGCUACGACACGUAUUACACGGGCAAGCUGUUCAAUGCGCACAGCGUCGACAACUACAACGCGCCCUUCCCGGCGGGCUGGAACGGGUCCGACUUCCUGGUGGACCCGUACACGUACAUGUACCUGAACGCCAGCUUCCAGCGCAACCUAGACCCGCCCGUCAGCUACGAGGGCCAGUACCUGGGAGACGUGCUCGCGCAGAAGGCCCUCGGCUUCCUGGACGAUGCCGCCCAGAAUGCCCACUCGCGGCCUUUCUUCCUCGGCAUCGCGCCCAUCGCCCCGCACAGCAACGUCAACGCAACGUACGCAACGUCGACAGGCUCGGAAACCACCACUGCCGAUCCAGACAAGAUCGGAGCCGCCUUCGGGCCCCCGAUCCCGGCCCCGCGGCACGCAGACCUCUUCCCAAACGUCUCGGUCCCCCGCACGCCGAACUUCAACCCUUCCUUCGCCACGGGCGCCAGCUGGGUGCGCAAUCUCCAGCCCCAGACGGAGCAAGACGUCGCGUCCAACGACCACUUCUACCGGCAGCGCCUGCGCGCGCUGCAGUCGGUCGACGAGCUGGUGGCGAGCGUGGUGGAGCGGCUCGCCGACCACGGCCUGCUGCACAACACCUUUAUCUUCUACACGAGCGACAACGGCUUCCACAUCGGCCAGCACCGCCUGCCGCCCGGCAAGGCGUGCGGCUUCGAGGAGGACAUCAACGUCCCGCUGAUUGUGCGCGGGCCGGGCGUGCCGAGCGGGAAGAGGGUCGCGGAUGUGGUGACCAGCCAUGUCGAUCUGGCGCCUACCCUGCUGCGCAUCGCCGGGGUGGAUCUGGAUCUGGAUCUGGAUGGGGAGGCCGUUCCCCUGACGGAAGGCGAGCUGGACAAGGCCGCAAGCGGGAUGAGACACGAGCAUGUCACGGUCGAGUAUUGGGGCAUGGCCUUGUCCGAGGGACAGCCGUUCCGCGCGAAUGAGCAGAGGUGGGUGGCGAAUAACACGUACAAGGCGCUGCGGAUCAUCGGACGGCAGUACAACUUCUACUAUGCCGUCUGGUGCAAUAAUGAGCAUGAGUUCCACGAUCUUACGACGGACCCGUACCAGCUCAACAACCUCCUCGACGACUCGGCCACACCGCCUGCCACGCUCCUCGGCGUGCCCUUCGCCAAUGUCAUCGCUCGUCUCGACGCGCUGCUCCUCGUCCUCAAGUCAUGCAAGGGCAGCACCUGCGUGCGGCCGUGGCAGGCGCUGCACCCCGCGGGCAACGUGCGGAGCCUGCGGGACGCGCUCAGCAGCCGCUUUGAUUCCUUUUAUGAGGAGCGGCAGCAGAAGAAGGUCAGCUUCGACCGGUGCGAGUUGGGCUAUCUCGUGGACGCCGAGGGCCCGCAGUUUGAUGAAAAGGACGGGCUGGGGUAUCGGGAGGGUGUGAACUGGAGUGAGUGGGUGUAA
Chaetomium strumarium is the source of this 1848-nucleotide messenger RNA. Its product is annotated as alkaline-phosphatase-like protein. Lineage: Eukaryota; Fungi; Ascomycota; Sordariomycetes; Sordariales; Chaetomiaceae. The transcript has 3 exons. The record is from RefSeq and is a predicted model, not a curated record. The coding region runs from base 1 to 1848 and encodes 615 amino acids. Gene Ontology annotation, molecular function: glycosaminoglycan binding; arylsulfatase activity; N-acetylglucosamine-6-sulfatase activity. Gene Ontology annotation, biological process: phenol-containing compound metabolic process.